Molecule: messenger RNA, 5572 nt
Organism: Dicentrarchus labrax (European seabass)
Lineage: Eukaryota; Metazoa; Chordata; Actinopteri; Moronidae
Gene: cited1
Product: Cbp/p300-interacting transactivator, with Glu/Asp-rich carboxy-terminal domain, 1
Exons: 2
Coding region: 164-739 (191 amino acids)
Biological process (GO): regulation of DNA-templated transcription
Cellular component (GO): nucleus
Source: RefSeq, a predicted model, not a curated record
CAGACCCUCCGGAGUCUCUGCAGUCAGUGUGUGUAUCCCUGCGGGCUCCAGCCUCCCCUCCGCCGGCUUUACCCUGCACGAACUGAACCCUGAGGACUCUCCGGACCUGGUCGUUGGAGUUUUUGUGCUGCAGGACUCUCACAGGCUCUGGGUUUUCCUGGUGAUGACCUCACUGCUGUUCCCUGGCAACGCCCACGCUGCGAUGAAGGACCUCUCCUCCUCCUCCUCUCCUCUCAGCUCCCUGCUCCACUACCCGUCGUCCAAAACCUCCGCCACGCCGUUCUCCCCGUCCGCCGGCGCCGCCUCCUCGCCCGGGUCAUCGCUGUCGUCGGCCCCGCUCUCCAAACCUCAGCCCUUCUGCCUCCAGACGGGGCCGCACCUCAUCGCCAGCAUGCAGCUGCAGAAGCUCAACUCGCACUACCAGAACCUUGCCGGCGCCUCUGCCGGACACCAGGCGCCCAGCGGCGCGCAAAGGGGCUUCGGUGCCUCGCCUCUGGGCACCGGAAACCAACUUCUUGGGCCUUCUGGAGGCCUCGGAGGAGGUGGUAUGAGCGUUGGCAUCAGCAUGGGGAACCAAAGCUCCAGUGCAGGUGGAAUUAUCGACUUUGACCCCGUGGACGAGGAGGUUCUCAUGUCGCUGGUGGUGGAGCUCGGUUUGGACCGAGCCAACGAGCUGCCCGAGCUCUGGUUGGGUCAGAACGAGUUCGACUUCAUGUCAGACGUACCGGCCGGAUGCUGACCUUCAAAAUAAAAACAGAAAAUAUUAUCGAACUGCAGCAGAAUUGAUUGACAAAGAGAGAUUUUCUGUUUCCUCCGUUUCUUGGUUGAUAAAAUGAGGAAACAGAAGAGACACUGAUGAAGAGAAAGACAUGUUUUCAGACACUUUAAGGCCACAAACAGAUGGAUAAAAGGACAAAGACAGCUUGCUUUUGAUUGUUUUUUCCCCUCUUUGUUUUAAUGGAGUUGUGUUUUUGCAGAAGAGACAAACUGGUUCUAAUCGGUUGAAAACCAACCUGAUUUUUAUUCAUUCUAAGCGAAGCAGUGAACAGAAACAAGGAGUUUCUAUCGCGCUUCGCUUUAAUGAAAACAAGGUGAUUGUGGUGACAGGUUGGAGGACGAUUCUGGCCUAAACCAAACCUUAAAGACGACACACCUGUUGGACUUUUCCUUCUCUCUCUCUCUCUCUCUCUCUCUCUCUCUCUCCAUCGAAGGAAAAUGAAUAAAUGGGAAACUUUAUGGGAGAUUAUGUAAAGGACGACAAACACUAUGUUUCCUGUUUCCUUAAAGGACAAUAUUAGACUCUGGUCUCACGGGAACAAGACUCCUGUCUCUCGGCUUCACAAAGCAACCGACUGUCUGAGAACUGGUUAUCUCAAUGUACUUCUUUUUCCUUCUUUUCUUUCUUUUUUGGUUUGAAUUAAGUUCAACCAGUCGUAUUCGUAGAACAUGUUAUUUAAGACAGUGGCUGAUAUCCAUCAGGACUUCUGGACAAGGAGCGCUUCUGUAGCGCAUCUAUAAUCAGUUCUACUUUUCUGAACAUAAUGAAUUAGAUCAAGGGAUGAGGAAUCUUUCGGAGCAUGGGACCUGAAUGGAGUAAAUUGUUUCUUGCUCUGGAGCACAGCCUCAUUAUAAAGAACGAGGCCUUGUUGGUCAUGUGAGUCGCCGCUACAUGUAGGUGUUUUGUUUUUUUCGGCCUUUACAGUGUAAGAAACGCUGACCCCCCCCCUAGGUGGUCCAACUGGUGUCAAUGAUCCUUGAUGAUAGCACUUCCUCCUACAUUGAGGAUUACAAGGUCUUGUCAACAUUGUGUGGACUCAAAUUCACACGUGACCCGCCCUCUCUCUCCGCUUUUUGUUUUUCCUGCUUCACCACUUUGAUGUUUAUGUCCAAACAGCAGACCGUAUUAUCGCCGCACAUUUCCGCGGCCUUGAUAAGAAACCAUUGUCUGUUUUUUUGUGUGUUUGAGGCUACUGUUUGAACACCUUGCAGAAGGAGCUGCCUUUGAGCUAAACACACACUGUGGUUUGGUUUCAGCGUGUCCAGAUGAUGGUCCACACCGGUGCAGGCUUUAGGAUGAUUGGAAUCAGACCAAAGUGAACUAAAGCCUUUCAGUUGACAUCUAUUCAUAGCAGCUUCUGCUUGCGACUAACAUGUUAGUGUUAACUACCAGCUUCUGUUUGUUCUUGCUGCUUCAGUGAAGGCCGAGACAACAUGGCUCUUGAGCUUCAGUUAUUUGUUAAACAGCAGAAUCAGAAAUAUUAUUGUUGUUUUAGUUUGUCCACAUCCCAAGUGAAAAUUUAUUUGAAUUCAUCAAUUUGAAAUGAUUUGACAAAAACUAUAUCCACUCAAGCUCAACUUUAUCUUUGUUUUCCGGAGCUCUCGGCUGUAUCAUACCCCUGAACUUUUAUGCUAACACGGAUGAGAAGUCCUACAGGUGUUGGAUUAUGUCAUAACAGCCGCUAAGCCUCGCGUAUCAAAUCCAUCUACUGCUGGACCAUGUGAUACGUUUGAAGGCUCUGGAAAACGCUAAAUGGAAGUGGACCUUGAGAUGGGAUUGUGAAACUGAAGAAGGGUUUCAGUAUAUAGAAGUUGCGUGAAACAAUGAUAUCAGAUGAUGUGAUAAAUUCACAUUUUAAUGAGGGAACAGAUAAUGAACAAUCCCAAAAACAUAGAAAAACAAUGAAGCUCAAUCUUUUUAGGCUAAAUAUGUUUAAAAGUUUAAUUAUUGACCUUGAAAAUAGCAGUUUAAACUCCAUACUAAGGUUUUUUCUCUGAGCAACUGAGCAAACUCUAAAGCAACAGCGACAUUAACUAACAAUCUUUUUAUUGCCUUGCUGUUGCAACCCAGUUUUAUAUCCCCCUUUAUUUGCAUAUCCUCUAUUGGGACCACCACGAUGCUGCCAGACGCUGUUACCGUGGAGGUAUUGACUCGUGGUUUAAUUCACAAAAUUCUCACUAUCUCUGUGACUGUGAAUGGAAUAUUAUUAAUAUUAUUGACCAGGUGUUUUUGACCUGAUAUCUGUUGUGGUAAGAAGAGACGGGAAGGGAGUCUUGAACUGUGCGGCAGGAACAAAGGCCUUUCGCCUCAGCCUGGUGUAUCUGUCAUCUGGGCAUUGUGGACCACACACACUAGAAAUAACACACCUGUACGUGCAUAUAUAUAUAUAUACUUAUAUAUAUAUAUGCACACAAAGACUUAACAACUCACCUGUAUGUGCUUUCACGUCCAAACAAACACACUGAAACCAACCUGUGCAGGCGUACAAAGGAAACCGAAAUAAACCCACACACACAGGGGCAUCGGGAUGGUAUUACAGCUGGGAAAUGGGAGCCAUGAAACGGGCACUUGUUCAGUUACACACACACAUACAGACUUCACAGGGUAUUUGGGUUGUUAAUGUGUGUGUGUGUGUGUGUGUGUGUGUGUGUGUGUGAAAGAAAGAAUAUGUCUGAAAAACGUAAAAUGUGUUGAGGGGUCAAGCAGGUAAUCCGUCCACAUGAGGAGCACUGGUGGCGGAGGAGGAUGAGGAACACAGCCGGGCCCUCGUUAAUUAAUUUAGAUAUAGACAGGUCAGCUUACACAGACACAACAGUUCAGUCCCGCAACAGCGCACACACACACACACACACACACACACACACACACACCUAAACUCGCCUUAUUUUCCUACACACACUCCAGCUAAUACCAGUUGUUUUUGUUCAUUUAGGGUCUCGGUUACAGCACCAAUUUUCCUCUCCUUUCUUUAAUGAAAUGCGAGAAGCUAAAUGAAAACCCGAUGAAGGAGUAAUUUGACAUAAAAAAGGGGGGGGAUUUGCCGGGGAAUAUUUCCACCUCCCUCCCUCCCUCCCUUCGUAACACAACCACUUUAUUGACGUUAGCGUGGAGCGAGAGAAAUAAAGAUGCUUCUCAUCGCUUCCAAAAUCCAACAGACAACAGACGAGUUGAUUCUUCCUCCGUCUAUGUGGGUCAAAAUAACAUUCCUCAGAUCGAAGACAGCCUCAUGUUUGUUUCCAUCUGCUCGACAUUGUUUUUAAAGUCCUUUUGUGUAUGUGUGUGUGUGUGUGUUGUGUUUUUGUGGUCCAGGCCUUAAUCCCAGCUCAUGUUAUUUUAUGGUGUGUAGAGCCCCCCCCCAUCCCCAGAGAAGUUUCCUGGUUGAGAUGUUUGAACCGUCUGAGGGGCUUUCAUUUCCUCUUCUCCUUGACGCCCCGAUAUUGCAGAUUAACCCCAGCGGAGACCUUUUGAACCAAAAUAUACCCCCACAGCUAUUUGGUUUCUAAUGACAAAAACUUACAUUCAUGCAAAGUAUUCUUUAGUGUAUUUUAAUCACUGCCAAAAAAGUUCAGAUUAUCAUAAAAUUGGGCAUUUCUCUGUUUAUUUUUACAUGUUUUAGCUCAAACUGCGAAUCCCCUGAACUUUAAUACAGACAUUUUUAGAAAGUGUACCAUAAGUUUAUAGACUGGUUUGUUCCAGUGCUCCAUUAAACUCAUAUUUUUUAUCAGGUACAAAUGAAGUUGCGAACUUGGAUUCAUCAGCAACAAGUCUGAAAGUAGAUUUUCAACAGAAAAAAAGCCAAAAUUAGCGUGUUUCAGCCUGUAAAAUAUGAGGAAUCUGCUUUAAUUUGUCUAAUAUGAUAGUAAAUUGAAUAUCUUUGGGGGUUUUUUUUAACCCUCACUGAUGUAAACGGGGUCAAUUUAACCACCAUCACCUCUUUAAACGCCAAAAACAGAAAAUCUUAACCUUCAUGAAGGUUUAAUUUAUAGCUUGGUUAGCUUAGCUUAGCACAAAGACUGAAAACGGGUGGAAACAGCUAGCCAGGCUUUAUUUAAAUGCAACAAAAUCCGUCUAGCAACACUUCUAAAACUCAUAAAUGAACUUAUCACAUCUCGUUUGUUUAAUCUGCACAAAAAAAAUGAGUUUUUUUUUUGCUCCCUGUUUUUUUUCACCAGUUACAUGAAUUUAAAAAAAAACAAACAACCCUUCUUCAUGUAAACAGACACGUGUGUGCUUUUGGAUGCUGAGAUGGGUUUUCUUUUUCUCCUACCACUAAUGAAGUGGAUUUACAGUUUCCAGGUGACAGCGGUGAUUUGUUGCACACUCGGCUUUGUUGCCUCCGGGCGCUGCGGGGUCGUGAAAAAUGUUCCAACACAUCAAGGCCCGUGAAAAAACCCUCCGACACGAGUGGUGAUAUAUCUGUUAAAAGGUCGCCGUUACAAGGUUUUCCUCUCCACAGUAAUGAAAAUGUUCAGCCCACUGCUCUGCUGCCAGGUCUGCUUGUGAAACUGAAGCAGACUCUGCACUGAUUUAUUCUCUUUCUCUCCAUUUACUUUUUUAAAAAAAACCCUGUAGAUUAAAGUUUUAUUUUGUUGUUGUUGUUUUUUUUUUAAUGAUGAAAAUGAAUAUUAUUCAAAGAUGAUUUUUUUUAAAGCACUUUUUUUUUGGCUCACCGGCUCUCACUUGUACAUCUAUAUGAAUAUGUAAAUGACUGAAAAUCAUAUUGGAAAAAAAAUGCUUGUAUUUUUGUUACGGCUCUGAGUUUUUGGGGGGGUAAAUAAAGAAAGCGAAAGCUGA